AUGGUUAGACUUAGGUGGCUCGCUCACAUCCUCAAGAGGAGGAGGCAACCUUCCAGCAUCCUUCCCUCUCUUGGUGAAAGGAGAGAAUUACGUGACGUGGGCUGUCAAAAUGCGCUCGUUCUUGGAUGCGCAAGGAGUGUGGGAAGCAGUGGAGCCAUAAGUCGGGAUGGUGGUAGAUCUGAAGAAAGACAAAUUUGUGAUCUCUGCUAUCCAUCAAGCAAAAAAUCCGGAUCCGAUGAUCCGAUCCAGUAUUUUCCCAAAGGUAUCGACAUAUACUUCGACAAUGUUGGUGGUAAAAUGCUCGAUGCAGCACUCCUUAACAUGAGGUUGCAUGGGCGUGUCGCACUGUGCGGAAUGGUAUCAUUGCAUUCCUACACCGAUACGGAUGGAAUACAUAACUUGUUUACAUUGGUACAAAAGCGAAUCCGUAUGGAAGGAUUUCUUCAGAGUGAUUACUUGCACUUGUUUCUGAAUUUUGUGGAAUGUGUUGGGAAUUACCAUCGACAAGGCAAGAUUGUCUACUUAGAGGACAUAAAGGAAGGUCUAGAGAACGCGCCCGCAGCCUUUGCCGGAUUGUUCACUGGAAAAAAUGUCGGAAAACAAGUUGUAUGCGUUGCAAAAGAUUGA
This is a messenger RNA of Dioscorea cayenensis subsp. rotundata (Guinea yam), 627 nucleotides long. RefSeq names its product 2-alkenal reductase (NADP(+)-dependent)-like. Gene Ontology annotation, molecular function: oxidoreductase activity, acting on the CH-CH group of donors, NAD or NADP as acceptor. Lineage: Eukaryota; Viridiplantae; Streptophyta; Magnoliopsida; Dioscoreales; Dioscoreaceae. The transcript has 2 exons. The record is from RefSeq and is a predicted model, not a curated record. Bases 1 to 627 code for a protein of 208 amino acids.